CUUCACAACCGGGAUAACUAGAUCCUUUGACCUGCAACUUCUGUUCACCGGUGGAUUAUUGGUCCACCACCUUUCGGUCCAGAAGCUAUCCACUCUUUCUAAUCAGCAUUUCCUGAUGAGCCUUGUCACAUCUGCUUUUUCUUCUUUCAUUCUUUCGUUCUUCCUGGUUCAAUUCAGUCACGUUGAGGUGCAUAGUCAGGGGUCAUACCGGUACCAGGUUUACGUGGGUUUGAGGGAGGUGGAAGUUCACUCCGCAGCUGUCGGUGUCGUUUGCAACCUAUGGCCGCCCUUUGGCGUCGCAAGCCACGCAUUUCAAAGGUUGUCAAGUUUCAUUUCGCAAAUGAUCAGAAGGGAACCUGAUUGGGAGUACUGCCAGUUUAGUUCGAUAAAAGAUGCCGCUGGCCAUGUGUUCCCAUGCAUGCAUCCAUCACACAAAAGAGGAGGUGGAUACCUUUUUCUUCAAGAUUUCAUACCUACUCUAUCUCUCUCGCCUUCUAGCUGUCAUGAGAGUAAUUUGACGUAUUCUCGCUUGAUGUUUGGAUUCUGUUUGUGUUCGUCAGCUCGGGCCUUCUAGUUGCAUCGUUUGCUUUGAAGACCGAAUCGUUAUGCGGCUGGCCGCCGAGCUUUCCUGUGUUCUGUUCCAUUGCUUGUUGCCCCCCUCUCCUCUUGUAAGACAGGUAAUUCUCAUUGCGUAGGCAGAGCAAUGGUAACUGUUCAGAUUCCAAUAUGAGGC
Molecule: messenger RNA, 733 nt
Organism: Neurospora hispaniola
Lineage: Eukaryota; Fungi; Ascomycota; Sordariomycetes; Sordariales; Sordariaceae
Exons: 1
Coding region: 116-574 (152 amino acids)
Source: RefSeq, a predicted model, not a curated record